Molecule: messenger RNA, 3090 nt
Organism: Lotus japonicus
Lineage: Eukaryota; Viridiplantae; Streptophyta; Magnoliopsida; Fabales; Fabaceae
Product: probable cyclic nucleotide-gated ion channel 20, chloroplastic
Exons: 2
Coding region: 491-2812 (773 amino acids)
Biological process (GO): transmembrane transport; monoatomic ion transport
Cellular component (GO): membrane
Molecular function (GO): monoatomic ion channel activity
Source: RefSeq, a predicted model, not a curated record
UUAGGGUUCAGCAUAAAUAAAAAUGAAAAUAAGCAAACCAGCAAUAAUACCUGCACACUUUUUAUAUUCAUAAAUUCUUCACAGAUGGUAACAUUUUGGUCCAGCUAUAACUUUCUUUGAAUGUUCUGUGAUGAGUUCACCUUGGAUUCAGUGAAGAGUUUGUGCUAUUGAUAUGAACUCAAGGUUAGGGGUUAGUUAGUUAAGUGAGGGAGUUAUCAUAUAAUUAGAUAGUUAGUUAAGAGGGUUAGUAAGGCUUGUUGCCUAUAAAUAAGAAAGGGUUAGAGAACAUUAGCCAUCUUGUUGUUCAGUUUAGGAAUUGGGUUAGAGAGAGAAGUGGUUCUCUCUUAGGCUUGGAAGGGUGUUUGGUAUCCCUUUCUCUUGUAUCUCUCCCUAGUUUCCAAUUGGGAAUUAGGGUUUUCUAUCAAUAAAAAUCAGGUUCUAUCAUUGGUAUCAGAGCACCGAUCUUGGUGCCUGAACUUCAAAUCUACGCAUGGAAGAGACAAAGAGCAAGCUGAGAAUUUCAGAGGAAAUUCCAAUUUUGGGUGGAGAUGAAGCUCUGGAAUGGAUACAGCGUUUGGAGGUUGUGCUGCGAGGAGUUUCAGAAGAAGAGAAGUUGCAGGCUUCAAUGGAGGCUUUAAAAGGAAGAGCUCUUACCUGGUUUCAAUGGUGGAAACGUUGUAAUUCGAAUCCAUCAUGGGAAGGGUUCAAGAUUGCAGUGGUGAGGAGGUUUCAGCCAUCAAAGAUUCAGAAUCCAUUUGAGUUGCUUCUUUCUCUGAAGCAAGAUGAAACGGUGGAAGAUUAUGUGAAAGAUUUUGAGAAGUACGUGGGUGCUCUCAGAGAAAUUGAUCCAGAAUUUGUGAAAGACACUUUCUUGAAGGGAUUGAAGGAAGAAAUCCGGAUAGAGGUACAAUCCUAUGAAUUUCAUUCUCUUUCUGAGAUUAUUCAGAACACCAUUUUCGUCGCACAAGAAAGGACAGGAUCGGAGUUUGCAUCAGAGGCAGAGGGAAACGAAACCUCUGAAGCAGAGGCGACGCCGGAGAAUGUGAAUCAUGACACCACGGCGGUAGAAGUGAUUCAGAAACAAGAUCUUGCAACAGAGGGUGAAUCGGAAACAAGGGCGGAGGAGAAAGAACGAGUUGCAACAAAAACAGAGCAAGAACGUGCGUUGAGCGACGAACGAGCAUCGUCGACGGUGGCGAUUGAGCGAUUUUCGCUGAAGCUGACGCACCAUGGUGGCUGGGAUUUCAUUGGUGAACCACCAAGUCUUGGUUUUCCGUUGAUGGUGAUGGGCUUGUUCCAAUGGCUGCCACCGAUACCAUCUGAUCACGCAGUCCGAUUGCUGCAUGAGGGAGGUUCAUCGGAGUGGAGCAGAAGACUGGCGUCAAGGUUGUUGAACCCAUAUCCUUGUAGGCCGCCGGAUGGAAAUCUGCCACCGCCGGAACCGCCGGAUUUAUCGGUUGGCUGCGGUGAGGUUCUUCCGUUGCUGGUUGGUCAUGCUGAGUGGGAAGGGAAAACGCACAGAAGGCUGGGAUGGAGGAACACAGAGAGGGCAGGGGUCAAGGUUUGGACUUACAAUCCUAAUGGGCCAAGCCCAAAUAUCAGAUUUGAGGAAUUGGGCCAUACUGAUGAUUGGGCCCAAAUUAGUGGAGGAAUAAAUGGUUAUUGUCACAAUGAAGCUGGAUACCAGAUGACUUGGGCCAGGAAGUGCGUCUCUAAUCAGCCAAGGCCUUGUGCGUUGGAAUUAGGCUGGUGCAGGGACAUCAAUGCAUCUAUAAAGGCAAGGUUUAGUGAGACGAAGGUGGUGAUGCUGGGAACUUUUAUCAGAAUUGUUUAUGAGAAGGGAAAGAGGGACUUCAACCCAUUUACAGUAGCAUGGACUAGCCUGGAGAUGGUGGUGGUGUUCCCAUUUUUCAUCAGAUCCUUUUAUGAGAAUGGAACAAGGUAUGCAAAUAUUUUUGUUGCAAGAUUGCGCCAAGCACAAGUUCUUCCUGUAUUAUGCGAUAUUGUAGAAGAAGCAUCUCUGGUAGUAUUUAGCUUCCCAAGUUUCAAUUGGGGCAUUAAGAGCCAGCAUCGAAGAGGGUCUAAUUCCACCCAUGAAUUGUUUUCCCAAUUACUGCUUGUUGCUAAUAGCUUGGAGUUGUACCGAGUUCUAGACUUUACAAAGUAUUCAGUUGUUGUUCCUCAUACACUGGGAUUCAGUAUCUGGGAUUUCAUAGGCACUGAGAGCAAUUGGUUGAGGUGGAAAUUGGUUCAGAUUAGGCAUGAAAUUGGUUCUGGACAUGCAAUUGGGGUGUAUAAUGCAAUUUGGAUUCAUGAUAUGGCCAUGGUAAUGACAGUGGUUGAAGCUAGUUCUGUGUAUAAACAUGGGGUGGGGAAUAUCAGCUUGGAAUUGCUAGUUUUUGAAGAAUAUCUUGGCUUGCUACUUCAAAGGUCCAUUGACAACGGCAAAAUCUAUUUCAGCGAUUCUGGGGUUUGGAUCAACAAACCACACACGGCUUUAUUUUUCCAAAAGGACCAAAGCUAUAGGAUAGAGUGGUAUUCAGUUCCAGCAUUUUUGCUUCACUGGCAGCUAUGCGCUACGCCAUGUCAACCUCAUGCUUUUGUUGAAUUAGAUGCUGAAUUUCAAAACUGGGGCUUCCUAGGUGCUGAGUUCCAUAUUCUGACUUGGAGGACAGGGGAGCUGCAACGUGGUUCAAGCACAACUUGGCUAUUAUGUUACAUGCUAUGGGAUCCAGGUAUGAAUCGCCUUAUUGGAGAUCCCUUGCCGCAAACCGCAUUCAAGUUGCAUGGAGAUAUAGACAGAAACGUCUGAGUCGUGUUAAUUCCUCAGUAACAACUAAACAUUGAGGUAGUAGUUGUAAUGUUACAUCUGAUUUUUUUGAUAGGAUAAUGUUACAUCUGAUAUUCUGGUUUGGCAGUUUUUUAAUGUCCAACAAAAAUAUAGUAGAUUCAUUAGCUCGUUAUCACAUACAAAGGUGUCCAUUAUCUAAAUGAUAAAAGGUCAUGUAGAGCAUGUUUGGAAACUAUUAUAUAAUUGAUUUUAAAGUCAAAAUCAAUUAUGGGAAUAAGUUGCCAUGAAUAGCUUCCAUU